AUGCCUGAGACUAUUGUUGUAUUGUUUGAUAAUGGAAUGGCUUCUCAGAAUCAAGACUAUCUCCCAAGUAGGUUUAUGGUGCAAAAGGAAACGGUGGAGUCUCUUAUAUCAAGAAAGUUCGAAGACAACCAGGAAAAUACAGUAGGAAUAAUUCCUCUAGUUCAAGCACAGUCCAAUGAUAUAAUCACGCCAACAAAGCAGAGGUCCUACAUAAAGACCUUCCUCAACGAAAUAAAGCUGGAAAGAAAUGGAGACAUUAUGAGGUGUCUUUCUCAGUCCCUUUAUAUUUUCAACCAGAAGGAUUCUCCAGGAUGCAUGCUAGUGAUUUUUCUUGGCUCUGAACCUCAGGAAACAGAAAAAGAUGAACUGUUUGCAAGGAUAUAUCAACUUCUAACAUUCGGGAUCAUGGUAAAGAUGGUUUUCUUUGGCGAGGCUAUGGAAAUGGCAGAAGCUUACAAAAAGAUCGACUUCACAAAUUUCUCAUGUAUAGUGGUUAAUCCUAACGAGGAGUUUGUCGAUCGGGUCUUGCCGUUUGUAACCGGAGGUGAGCUUCUCGAGGAAGACGACCCGGAAUUGGCAGAGGCCAUCAGGCUGUCCCUUGAGGAACAGAAGAAGCAGCAAAAAUAA
Molecule: messenger RNA, 627 nt
Organism: Encephalitozoon hellem ATCC 50504
Lineage: Eukaryota; Fungi; Microsporidia; Unikaryonidae
Product: 26S proteasome regulatory complex subunit RPN10/PSMD4
Exons: 1
Coding region: 1-627 (208 amino acids)
Source: RefSeq, a predicted model, not a curated record